UCAGCUUCAAUUCAGUCUCGAACUGAAGAGAAUCUGACCGAAGGAAGUAGCAUUUCAAUUUUCAUCCAAUGUUGGAACAACAACUACGUUGUUUUUGAAAUCCAAGCGUUGUCUUUUCCCUUCUAUGUUGUUCCACCCACGACCCUUGUCCCUCCAAACCUUGCUCAAGCGUGGCUUCACCCCCACUCCCAAACCCAUCAACCGCUUCCUCCUUUUCCUCUUCCACCUUCAAAAGUUCAACCUAAUAACCCACUUCUUCUCUCAGCUGCAAACCAACAACGCCCCCACCAACCCCCGAACCCUCUCCCUCCUCACAUGGGCACUCCUCAAAUCCCACAAAUUCGAACAAGCAGAACAAUUCAUGCACACUCACUUGAAAAUCACUCACCCCUUCAUGUGGGACACCCUCAUCCAAGGCCUCUGUGCCCAACGCCACGACCCUGAGAAAGCUCUCUCCGUUUUGCGCCGUUGUGUUAGGAACCGUGCUGUAGUUCCUUCUUCUUUCACCUUUUGUUUUAUAGUUCAUGAAUUGAGCUCAAAGGGGCUGAUGGGUAUGGCCGUUGAGGUGCUGGAGUUGAUGGCUGAGGAUGGAGUUAGGUACCCUUUUGAUGAUUUUGUGUGUAGUUCCGUGAUUUCUGGGUUUUGCAGGGUUGGAAAACCGGAACUUGGGGUGGAUUUUUUUAAGAGAGUCACUGAUUGUGGUGGGUUUAGGCCCAAUGUGGUGACGUGCACGGCUCUUGUGGUGGCUCUCUGUAAGAUGGGGAGGGUUGGAGAAGUAUGUGGUUUGGUGCAGUGGAUGGAGAAGGAAGGGUUGGCAUUGGAUGUUGUUUUGUAUAGUGCUUGGGCUUGUGGGUAUGUUGAGGAGAGGGUUUUGGUUGAGGUUUUAAGGAGGAUGAGGGAAAUGGAGGAGAAGGGUAUAGGCCAUGAUUGUGUGAGUUAUACUGUGCUUGUAGAUGGGUUCUCCAAGCUAGGUGAUGUGGAGAAGUCGUUUACUUUCUUGGCCAAGAUGAUAAAAGAAGGACACAGACCUAAUAAAGUCACAUACAGUGCAAUCAUGUCUGCUUAUUGUAAGAAGGGUAAGGUGGAGGAAGCGUUCGCUGUAUUCGAAAGCAUGAAAGAAUUAGGAAUUGAAAUGGAUGAAUAUGUGUUUGUGAUUUUGAUUGAUGGGUUUGGAAAGAGAGGGGAUUUCAGUAAGGUGUUUAGUCUGUUUGAUGAAAUGGAGAGGAGCGAGAUCAGCCCUAGUGUUGUUACAUACAAUGCUGUUAUGAAUGGUUUAUCCAAGCAUGGGAGGACAGUCGAGGCGGAUGAGUUAUCGAAAAAUGUUGCUGCAGAUGUGAUUACAUACAGCACACUUUUGCAUGGGUAUACUGAAGAAGAGAACAUUCCCCGGAUUUUGCAGACAAAGAAGCGAAUAGAAGAAUCUGGGAUAGCUAUGGAUGUUGUGAUGUGUAAUGUACUGAUCAAAGCACUGUUUAUGAUGGGUGCUUUUGAAGAUGUUUAUGCACUUUACAGAGGAAUGUCUGAAAUGGAUCUGGUUCCAAAUUCAGUGACUUACUGCACAAUGAUUGACGGCUAUUGCAAGGUAGGUAGAAUUGACGAGGCUCUUGAGGUAUUUGAUGAAUUUAGAAAGACUUCAAUCUUGUCACAGGCGUGCUACAAUAGUAUUAUUAAUGGCCUAUGCAAGAAUGGUAUGGCUGAAAUGGCCAUUGACGCAUUACUUGAACUCCAUAACUCAGGUCUCGAGUUGAAUAUAGGUACAUUUAGGAUGUUAAUGAAUACAAUCUUUGAGGAAAACAAUACAAAAGAGGCUUUAGAUUUUGUUUACAGAAUGGAUGGUUUGGGACCAGACAUAUAUAGUGCAGUAUGUAAUUAUUCUAUCUUUUUAUUAUGUCAAAGAGGAUUACUUGAUGAUGCAAAUCAUAUGUGCAUGAUGCUGAAAAAGAGAGGUCAACCUGUCACGGGCAAGUCUUAUUACUCAAUUUUGAGAGGGUAUCUUAGUAAUGGGAACAGGGAGAAAACUCUGCUCCUUUUGAAUAGCUUCCUGAAAGAAUAUGGUCUAGUUGAACCAACGGUACAAAGUAUACUUGCAUGUUACCUCUGUCUGAAAGAUGUCAACCUUGCCCUUCAGUAUCUUGGAAAAAUGGUGGAUAACUCUUUUGCCGACAUUUUCCCUGCCUCUAUUCUUAAGAUUCUCAUAAAGGAAGGUAGAUCUAUAGAUGCAUAUAAGCUUGUCACAGCGAUUCAAGAUAAUUUACCAGUCACAUAUUUUGAUUAUGCAAUUGUUAUUGAUGGCUUGUGCAAGGGUGGAUAUCUCAAUAAAGCAUUGGAUCUCUGUUCCUUUGUUGAAAGGAAGGGGAUGAAUUUGAACAUAGUCAUAUAUAAUUCAAUCUUAAAUGGAUUGUGCCAUGAGGGAUGUCUUAUUGAAGCAUUUCGGCUGUUAGAUUCGUUAGAGAAACUUAAUUUAGUACCCUCUGAAAUAACUUACGCUACAGUAGUUUAUGCUCUAUGUAGAGAGGGGUUUUUGCUAGAUGCAGAGCAUAUUUUCAGGAAAAUGGUUCUCAAGGGCUUUCAGCCUAAAGUACAAGUUUACAACUCAUUACUUGAUGGAUUUUCUAAGCUUGGACAAUUAGAAAAGGCAUUUGAGCUUCUUAUUGAUAUGGAGACAAAAUAUAUCGAGCCUGACAGUUUGACUAUAAGUGCCGCAAUUAAUUGCUAUUCCCAAAAGGGUGACAUGCAAGGAGCCCUUGAAUUCUAUUAUAAGUUCAAGAUGAAAUCUGUAUCACCUGAUUUUUUUGGCUUCUUAUAUUUGAUAAGAGGCCUUUGUUCCAAGGGAAGGAUGGAAGAAGCCAGGAGUGUCUUGAGAGAAAUGCUCCAAUCCAAGCAUGUGGCAGAAUUGAUAAACAUAGUCAACAAGGAGGUUGAUAGUGAGUCAAUAAGUGAUUUCCUUACCACUUUGUGUGAGCAAGGAAGGGUUCAAGAAGCUGUUACAGUUCUCAAUGAAAUUGCCUGUAUACUUUUUCCCGUUCAAAAGUUGUCCACUUAUAAACGACAAAAGAUUUAUGAAUGGAAGGAUUUUGGUUCUAAAUGUUCAAGCAUUCUACCUUCCUCUUGCAAAAGUGGUUGGAAUCUUGGAUCUUGUGAUGGCAAAGAUGUAAAUAAUCUUGCAACAAAUAACAGUGAUUGUAUGACAAGAUCCCAGAUGCAGGGUUUUGACUUCUAUCAUUCUAGAAUUGCUGCAUUUUGUGCCAAAGGGGAACUUCAGAAAGCAAAUCAAUCAGCGAAAGAAAUGCUUUCUGAUCUGACAGAGUCCAUGAACUGAACGUGUGGGGUAAAUAAGGAAAAUUCUUUUAGUGCUUGAACUGCUUCCCGUGUGCUGCUGGCAAAGAGAGCACAUGGAUGACACCUACAGGGUAUCAUGCUUUGAGUCACAGGACUGGAUCAAUGCUGGAUCCUGUUUGAAAAGGCAGUUAUGUAACAUGGUUGAUGAACUACCGUCUGUCCUUGCUCCUGUUCUGCACUUUCACCCAUAAAGUGACUACCAAGGAACCUGCUGGACUCAACACUAAGCCACUAUAGAAAUGCUCAUGGUAAUACAUGAAGAAUGGCUGCUAACACAAUACUCGGAAUACAAGAGCUGUCAUAAUGUUGUAUUUCUAGAAAGAAAGGUGAUAAACUGCAUGCUAAUUUCUGCUUUAGGCCUGGAUCGACCAAAGUUACUCCUUCUCUAAAUGGUUAUUGAACUGCACAGAUAAUGCUUUUGUUGUGGAUUCAAUCAAAUUGGAGUUCAAGAGUUGUGAUUUGUGAAUGCAUUCACAAUCAUCAACCACUAAGAAGUUCACAAUCAAUUCUUUGAAAGUAAACAUAGUUAUUAACAAGGUCAUAUCCCACAUUGUAGCUCUGUUGGGCUAACAAUCCAACCACUGAAGGCUUACUUUUAAUGUCGAUGUUACUGGCUGGACCUAUAGUCAUGCAGAAUAUGUCAUUACUGACUUGACUAAAAAAGCUUCCAGAAUCCAUAGCCAAAUCUGCUCCUUCAGCAAAAUGAAAUGUAACCACUGGAAACCCAGCUAGAUCUUUGUUGAUACUACCAUAAUAACACAACAUCCACGGGGAAUUUUCAAUUAUUGCUCCUCUAAAGGACCUACCAAUGAGAUUUCUAACUUCUUUGUAGAUUAGUUUAUGCACAUUAUCAACUAGGUAGCUGAUAGUGCUACCUGUGUCAAUGAUGACUCCUCCUGUGCCAUUCUCUUUUAUCUCAAAAGUUCUUGGAGCUAUGUCAAGCCUUUUCUCCCCUAUACUUAUGCCUUCCAUGGUGACAUAAUAAAAGCCAUUGUGGACUUCAAAAGGGGUGGAAAAACCUUCAAGAUCUGCCCCUUCACCUAAUAUCAGUUGGUUGUAAUUGUAAUGAGGGUCAGCCAGGUUGCCUAUGCAGUAAGAAAACUUUCUACCAAUUUUUGUUGCCAAAGAUUCAACUGCACUGUUUAGUCCUAGUAUUCCAUUGUGUCCUGGAUCUGAAUCGUAUCCAAUGUAGUGGCCACAUCCAAAUAGUACAUCUAAUAUCUUAGAGGUACCUUCAUCAGUUGUCUCAAAGACAACAGUAUCACGACCAUAUGUUCCUGAAGCUGUGGAGCCAUCUGCAUAAGAUGCACGAAAUGGAAUAGGGUCACAUUUGCAACCCUUGAAGAGACAUGGUAUUUUGCACUGUGGGAAAAAGGUGGAAGACUUUGAGGGGUCAAAGAGUGGUCCUAAAUGGUUGUCACAAUUUGUGCAAGGGGAGCACAUGAUCCAGAAGCUGUCACUGGCAGUGUCUAUAAUAACUAGUUGUGGGAUAGGGGGUUGGCCUAUUGAGAUAUUGGCCAGUAUGGUUCUACCAGUUAAAGAGGGAGAAACACUAGCUUUGUUGUCAUUAUUAGAGACCAAAGAACCUUCUAUCCUUGCUUGAAUGUAGGCUAAACGUGCUGCUGAGUGUUGGAUAUCAAGUUGAAUUCGGUCUUGAGCUGUUGCAUGUGGCUUGUAGUGAGGAUGAUGAAUUGAGCCAGGGUGAAUGAGUCUGGAGACCAGUCUUUGAGGUUUAACAGAUGAAUUGCUGCUAGUUGAUGAGAAACAUGUUGAAAAAGCCAUCAACAAAAGAAGAAAUUGUUCAUAUGCAAAUGCCAUAAUAUUGAUCUUCUUUGUUAUUGAAUUUGUUGUUUUAGUUUAUUGGUAGAUUGUAGUUAUAUAUUGCUUCCAAGACAUUCAAGAUAGUUAUAUAUAGUGAUAAAUGAACCUUUAGGCUUUGCACACACAUAUAUAUUGAUUGAUUCACCUUGUGGAAGGUAUGAUUUGUAUAUACAAAAGAAAAUUUAUGACAAGAAAUGAAAAAGUAAAUUAC
This is a messenger RNA of Vigna angularis (adzuki bean), 5371 nucleotides long. RefSeq names its product pentatricopeptide repeat-containing protein At5g57250, mitochondrial. The record is from RefSeq and is a predicted model, not a curated record. Gene Ontology annotation, molecular function: protein binding. Bases 125 to 3319 code for a protein of 1064 amino acids. NCBI's taxonomy places the organism in Eukaryota, Viridiplantae, Streptophyta, Magnoliopsida, Fabales, Fabaceae. The transcript is spliced from 4 exons.